CAAGUACAAGACAUGGUCAUACAUGGUAUGUCGAUCGCGGGAAACCAAACCGGGUACAUGACUGACAUUGUGUAGAUCGCUCUGAGUCUUGGCUGUAUCUGCGAGGCGGUUGGCUACGUAGGCCGAGUGAUGCUGUGGAACAACCCAUUUGACAACGCGGGAUUCCAGAUGCAGAUUUGCUGUCUGAUCAUCGCACCGGCCUUCAUCUCGGCGGGUAUCUACCUGACGCUCAAGCACCUGGUCAUGACGUUUGGAGAAUCGUGGUCUCGCCUCCGACCUGCACACUACACAUACAUUUUCAUCGCCGGAGAUCUUCUGUCGCUGGUGCUUCAGGGCGCGGGCGGUGGCUUGGCUGCCACUGCAGACUUUGGAAGCGAGGAGCAGGACGCAGGCACCAAUGUCAUGAUUGCCGGUGUUGUGUGGCAGGUGUUUACGCUGACCAUCUUUGGCUACCUGCUCGUUGAAUACACUGUGCGCACGUACAAGCACCGCGCCGAAGUCCCCGAAGAGGCCAUGGCUCUUUGGCAGAAGAGGUCUUUCAAGGGCUUUGUCUUUGCCAUUGCCCUGUCUUUCAUCACCAUCUUUGCUCGAUGCGUCUACCGUAUUCCCGAGCUGGCGUUUGGCUGGAGAAGCGAGCUGAUGCGCAACGAGCUUGACUUCAUUAUCCUCGAGGGAGCCAUGAUUGUCACGGCCGUCGUGGCCCUGACUCUCUUCCACCCUGGAUGGUGCUUCCCUGCGGUUUCCCAGGCGAGCAGCCAGCCCAAGAUUGCCCGUGGAGGCAGUGUGUGGGACGACAAGGAGGAGGAUGUAGAGCUCGGAUCAGUGCGGGUGUAAGAUGCAGUGUGUUUGAGA
Exserohilum turcica Et28A is the source of this 852-nucleotide messenger RNA. RefSeq lists its product as uncharacterized. Lineage: Eukaryota; Fungi; Ascomycota; Dothideomycetes; Pleosporales; Pleosporaceae. The coding region runs from base 130 to 834 and encodes 234 amino acids. The record is from RefSeq and is a predicted model, not a curated record. The transcript has a single exon. Gene Ontology annotation, cellular component: fungal-type vacuole; plasma membrane.